AGAGGACAGGUUGAGCCUGUCAGUGAGAGAGUUCCGCUACCUGAACAUCCUGGACGCUUUCUGUCUCCUGCCACACAGUCCUGUCUACAAGGACACAGGGCUGGAUUUGCACAAGCUCUGCAUACAAGUUUUCAAGGUCUCUUAAUCAGCAUCCGGCAUGUGGGUGGUGGAGAAGAUCCGUGUGUCAGUGGAGAGGACAAACCUGCCCCUCCCUGUGGCAGAAUACAGCUUCAAAAUCACCGACAUCAUGUUCGGGGAUAAAACGACCUGCGGGAAAGGCAAGAGGCCCUCCCUCUGCCCCAACAUCAUCACCCCGGACACCAUCCCAGAGUUCUGCAUCCCGUCCAGGGUCCCCACCCUGCAGGACCCCGGCAGGCCCCCGGCCACCGCCCCGUGCUCCAUCCCCAGGCCAGAGGCUCCAACGGGGGAGCUGGGGAGCCACCACAUCAUCCAGGUGGAGAGUGUGGACGACGGGCCCUUCGAGGGCGGUUUCAGCGACGAGGAGACCACCAACGCCGACCCCCAGAGCCAGGCCGCCCUCUCCCUGCCCCACCUGGCCAAGACCCAGACCUGCUACGGCUUCUGCACCCUGCUGGAGAGCCCCAACACCCGAAGGAAGGAGUCCAUCUUCCACAGCGACCCCGCUACCUGUUCCACCCCGCUGCUCAUCCCCCGGAGCAGGUCCAACACCUACUCCAGGUCCUCCCUGCCCUCCUCGCCCUCUUCUCCCUGCUCGCCCCCCUUCAGCCUCCACUCAUUCAGCUCCCGCCUCUCCCCCAGGGCUCUGUCACUGAGUCGGCAGGGCACCCUCGACAGUGACACCACCUCCUCAGCUGAGUCCUCCCCCUUUAGCUCCCCCCUCCUGGCCCGCUCGCCCCCUAAGUCCUCGCUGUUCAAGGCGCUGAGCCACGAGAAGCUGCUGUCCAGGAGCGCACGUAAAAUGGCCGUCACCCGCAACAACUCCCUGUCCACUGACGAGGGCAGCUCCACGGACAGCAGCCCCAACGUGCUGAGGAGGGCCUCCGAGGACCUGCUGGAGCCCCCGCCCUGCGGCUACCGCCUGGCCCCGCCCGCCAUCUUCCCCAUGGACCCGGUGCUCUAUCGGGACCGCGUUCUGAGGGAGAACCGGGUUCCUCUGGGGCAGGACGGGACCCUGCGGCUCUCUGCCGAGUACUGCCCGGAGAACCUGAGGCUCCGGGUUCGGCUGAUCAGUGCAGAGGGGCUCUACCCCCCUGACGUGGACCCCAAGAGCAUCAACUGCAGCGUAAGCGUUGCCCUCAUACCCGGGAAGACACAGAAGCAGCGGAGCACGGUCAUCCGCAAGAGUCGCAACCCCAUCUUCAACGAAGACUUCUUCUUCGACGGCAUCUCGGAAGACGGCCUCUGCUUCAGGAUGCUGCACUUCAAAGUGGUCAACAAAAUGUCCGCCAUGAAGAGAGACUAUGCUCUGGGAGACUGUGAAGUUCCUCUGACAAGCAUACUGUAA
This is a messenger RNA of Conger conger (European conger), 1486 nucleotides long. RefSeq names its product C2 calcium-dependent domain-containing protein 4C-like. The transcript is spliced from 2 exons. The record is from RefSeq and is a predicted model, not a curated record. Lineage: Eukaryota; Metazoa; Chordata; Actinopteri; Anguilliformes; Congridae. The coding region runs from base 158 to 1486 and encodes 442 amino acids.